AUGGCCAUCUCCAUCGCAGACAGUUCCUAUAGCCCCACGAGGCACCUGGGUUUUCUGCUUGACCCAGAAAAGGUCAACCCUCGCCCCAAACAGAGCAUGUGGCAUCGACUCGGUCUUCGAAGACUGCUUGGCCGUGAUGAUCGCGACUUAUCCUCCCGGUCACCUUCUGGUGACUCCUCGCCUCCCGCAAACCCUUCUUCCACAGCAAACAACAACGGCAAUGCCCACCAUUCCUCCAAACCCCACGAUAACCUGACCCGCAGACUUUCUCGCAGGGUAGGUGUCGGUCUGCCCCGUUCAACAACAUUCAAGAGACAGGAUUCGGAACGACGAGAUCGUCUAGCCCCCGUCGAACCAGAGCCCCGUCGUGCCGUUUCCGCCGACCGUCGUCGCCCGUUGAGCGCCCAGCGGACCAGGUCCCCACAGCCCACCGUGGACCCCAGAUUGUCCGCGCCCGAGGUUCCAUGGCACGACCACGCGGAAGAACCCACGGUGGAGGAAGUUGAACCACCCGCGACGACGAAUGAUGACAGUGAGGUUAUGUCCGAUUGGAAUCCGUGUCCCGAGGUCGCGGAUGUGCCCGAACAGCCGCCGGAGGAUCUGAUUGAGAUGGAGUUGGAAAAGCGAUGGAUACUGAAUCUGAGUAUGCAUUUUCGUGACCGGUCCGAGCGCGAGAAAUUUUUCGUCACCUAUGCAGAGGCCCCCAACCGAUGGCGCAGAGUCACCAUUUCUUGCGAUUAUCGGGGGGCUCCUCCCGAUUCGCUUGAGCAGGAUCUGAAGGAAUUACGCUACCAGCGAGACAAGUGCGCUCGAAUAUACGAGUCUAUCCGAGAGUCGCUUCCAGAGAUUCAGUUUUACGACACAGUCACAAACCUGAAAUUGGAGACGCGUGAUGGCCGGCUCCAUGUGCACGUCACCGAAGACGUAAACGAAAUCAUCCCCUACCCUCCGACCUCCUGCAUCGGCCAUUUGCCGGAGGCUCGCCUUGUCCCUGAAUAUCAGCUGCAUUUCGAGGCGCAUCUGUCGGGCUUCGUGUACAAUGUCCGACUGGAUGGCAAGAACUAUAUCAAAAAGGAAAUUCCCGGUCCCGACACGGUCGACGAGUUUCUCUACGAGAUCAACGCUCUACAUGCCCUCAACGGUUCACCAAACGUCAUUCAAGUGGAAGGGAUUGUUGUCAACGACCGGCGAGAUGUCGUCAAGGGUCUACUUAUCAGUUACGCCGAGCAGGGGGCAUUGGUUGACAUUUUGUAUGAGCAGCGGGGCACAAUCUCCUGGGAGCGGCGAGCGCGGUGGGCGAGGCAAAUCGUCCAGGGCCUGGGUGAGAUUCACGAGUCGGGAUACGUGCAAGGAGACUUCACAUUGUCGAACAUCGUGGUGGACGCCGAUGACAACGCCAAAAUCAUCGAUAUCAACAGACGAGGCUGUCCUGUGGGAUGGGAGCCCCCUGAGAUUGCCGCCAAGAUCGAGAGCAACCAGCGAAUAUCCAUGUACAUCGGGGUCAAAACCGAUCUUUAUCAGCUAGGAAUGACGCUGUGGGCGCUGGCCACCGAGGAAGACGAACCUGAACGGCAGCCUCGGCCCCUCUUGCUGGGCGAGGAGGUGAACGUGCCUGAUUGGUAUCGCAGGAUUGUAUCAAUCUGCUUGAGUCCUUCUCCUCGACACAGGCUCUCGGCAAAGGAGCUCCUGGUCUUCUUCCCGCAGGAGCUUUCAACAACACCGCAAUUCCACUCGACGCAUCUUCCACAUGGAGGCCUCGGGGUUGGACUGUACAACAGCCCGUUACCUUUAUAUAAUGCUCGUGCCAUUACUACAGCGGCACCUUUUGCCGGUCCAAACAACCGGCCAUUUUAUCAACCUGGUCAUUUCCAUGAAAGAGCAGUUUCUCUGGACGAGUCAGGGUCUCGGCUAUAUGCCAAUAGCGUAGAGUCCUUUCCAGCAUACGCUGCUGGGGAAGACUGUUACAGUCUGUCACUGGACGACGAAAAAAUGCCGACCACAAAUGAACACUCAAACUCCACGCACGAGUACGCAGCCGACAAUCGCCCCUGUGAGGUGACUUUUGAUUCUCGAAAUCCCCAGACGAAUGGCCAACGCCCUCACUCCUCUACCGAUAGAGGCGUACCCGAAAACAAUCUUCGCAACCACAUCCCCGACCGUGGUGGAGCAAAUGAGAGAGGACGACACACUAGCGGGGGAGACUCUAUCCAUCAAGCAUAUCCUGUCGAUCAAUCAGCGAACUCGUUACAUUUCCAGAUUGACCAUAUCCCGGCGGAGCUGGCGGGUGUCGGUCGAAAUCCAGCCUGCUCUUCAGGCAGCACGAGAGAACCAUCUUCAAGAUCGGUGAAAUACCAUACGUCCUCUGCUUCAUCAGCAACAACUCAAUCUACUCAUCCACAUUUCUCCUCGACGGUGGACCUUGAGUGUCCCUAUAUCCCGAAGGGUAACUGGUCCACCGAAGCGUCAACACACGCCGUAUCAUCCCUUCUACAUUCAGUCUUACCAAUCAACCCCGCAUCGAGUGUAAAGAAGCAAAAGUCUGCGGAUCUGAAUACAGACCGAAUAUCACAGUCGGCCAUUCGCUCCGCUUUCAACUAUCCAAAGCAUGGUCUCUUGGAGCAAACACCCUAUUUGAGCGAAUCUCAUCUGCCCAUCAACCCAGCAAUCCCCAACAAUUCCUCGGCAUCAAUAUGA
This is a messenger RNA of Aspergillus viridinutans, 2694 nucleotides long. RefSeq names its product protein kinase family protein. The coding region runs from base 1 to 2694 and encodes 897 amino acids. Lineage: Eukaryota; Fungi; Ascomycota; Eurotiomycetes; Eurotiales; Aspergillaceae. The record is from RefSeq and is a predicted model, not a curated record. Gene Ontology annotation, biological process: protein phosphorylation; signal transduction. The transcript has a single exon. Gene Ontology annotation, molecular function: protein kinase activity; ATP binding. Gene Ontology annotation, cellular component: cytoplasm.